Messenger RNA from Cydia fagiglandana, 2597 nucleotides. It is a transcript of the gene cpa, whose product is annotated as F-actin-capping protein subunit alpha. The coding region runs from base 36 to 902 and encodes 288 amino acids. Gene Ontology annotation, molecular function: actin filament binding. NCBI's taxonomy places the organism in Eukaryota, Metazoa, Arthropoda, Insecta, Lepidoptera, Tortricidae. Gene Ontology annotation, cellular component: actin cortical patch; F-actin capping protein complex. The record is from RefSeq and is a predicted model, not a curated record. Gene Ontology annotation, biological process: barbed-end actin filament capping; actin cytoskeleton organization. The transcript has a single exon.
CGUCAUUUUUCUCAUUUGUGUCAAAAGUGCUAAACAUGGCGGCGGACGGUGACGAAGUGAUUAGUGAUCAGGAAAAAGUUAGAAUCGUUUCAGAUUUUAUUCUCCAUUCGCCGCCCGGUGAAUUCAAUGAGGUGUUUAACGAUGUGAGGGUGCUAUUGAAUAACGAUAGCCUAUUGAAGGAGGGCGCGAGCGGGGCGUUCUCACAGUACAACAAGGACCAGCUCACGCCCGUGCGGCUGGAGGAGGCGGAGCUGCACACUCUAGUGACCGAUCACAACGAGCUAAGCGGAGGACGGUUCUUCGAUCCGCGGAAUAAGCGCUCGUUCAAAUAUGAUCACCUGCGUAAGGAGGCUUCCGAGUACGAGCCCUACGAGCCAGAUCGCGUCGCGGAGCCGUGGCGCGCGGCGCUGGACGAAGAGCUGACAGCGUACGUGGCGGCACACUACAAGCACGGCGCCAGCCUUGUGGUGGGGCGCGCGCUCGAGUCAGGUGCCGUGUCGCUCGUUGCCUGCAUCGAGGACCACCAGUUCCAACCCAAGAACUACUGGAACGGCCGCUGGCGCUCGGUGUGGUCGCUGACCGUGGGCGGCGGCGCCGCCGAGCUGCGCGGCGUGCUGCGCGUGCAGGUGCAUUACUACGAGGACGGAAACGUCCAGUUAGUCAGCUCGAAAGAGGUCCGCGCGCCCAUAGUCGCCAAUAGCGAGACUGCGACUGCCAAGGAGUUCGUGAAACUGGUCGGCGAGGCCGAGAACGCGUAUCAGACCGCGAUAUCCGACAACUACAAGACGAUGAGCGACACGACGUUCAAGGCGCUGCGGCGACAGCUGCCCGUGACGCGCAGCAAGAUCGACUGGGCGCGGCUCGUGUCGUAUUCCAUUGGCAAGGAGCUGAAGAGCCAAUGAUGUCUCGCCGCUGCGCUCUGAGCCGCAGCGGGCGCUCCGCGUCUCUGUACAUAUUCGCGUAAGAGUAAAUCUUGUUCAAAUGUUUACGGGCUCCGGUUCUCCGGUGCGUAUUUAUCUAUGAUUAUAUAGAGAAAUCGCUAUCGUAACUGUUAAAUUUUAUUGCAUUUUGUUACUGAAAGCAAGGUAUCACUGACAGUUUUGAGUGACUGGUUGUGGUCUUACGUCUUAAUUUGGUAAUUGUUGCAAGAAUAUUAAAAGGCUUAUGGUACUAGGAUGAUUUAAAUGUCAGUAUUUAUACUAAAGACCUGUAGAGAUCGUACUGACAUAAACAUAUUAAUAACAAGGUCAGACUGCCACUUAGUAUAUGUGUCAUUUCAUGACCAAAAGUUAAAUUUCAUUGGUUGUUUGUAAGGCUAUGUGCAUAAAAAUACAAUUAGAAAUCACCCUUAUUAGCAACAAAUGAAGUAAUCACUUUUAGUCAGAAAUGUAACAGGUAUUACCUGCCUUUAAAUUAAGUAUGACUCAUAAGGUGGGUCAGCAAUUAAUCUGGGAUUGUAUUUGAUUAUGUGUAUGAUUUACAUUUAAUGUUUGCUUUAACACUUCAGAUUAUUUUUGUAAACAAUUAAAUAGGUAGAAAAGAUAUGCCUGAUAAUAUAACAAUGCAGCAAUGCUUUUAUGUCUAACUUAAUUCCACUAACAGAGUUUUGUGCAUUUAACAAAAGCUUAAAGAUUAACCUCUCAUGUGCCGGGAUUAUUUUUUGUAAUAGUUUCCGGAAUUUUCUAAUUCGCGGAUCCGUGUUCCGGCAUUCAAGAGCGAGACCUAAUAUAAUAUUCAUACUAUUUUUGUGAUGCAACUGGAAUCAAAAGUACAUGAAAUAUUAAUGAUUAAUGAUAUAAAAUAAAAGUCAGAUCUUUACAGGGCUGAAGUGUCAAACUAUUUAGCUGAUGGAGAGGUCAGAAACAUUGUUAUGUGAGCAAUAUGAACAAAUUCUUCUAUUACUUUAUGCACAUUGUCAAUUAUCAGUAAAUAUUAGUUUUUAUUAUAUCCAAUUGUAAAGAGCAUAAGAGCAUAGCUAAUUAUUUCACAUUUUUACAGCAAAAGUGAGAAAAGACAUCAAUGCUAAGAGAUUAACAGUCAGAAAACAAAUGUUUUUUUUACUUUUAUGUAGAGCCCGCCUCGUUAUAAAUAAUUUUCUGUUGGCUAAAUAAAAUUAUGGCAUUUAAGAAGUUAAUGUUGCUCGCAUGACAGGGCCUACAGAGUGUAUUGAAAAUCUGCUUCGUCUAUCUUCCUCUGUUGCUUGAAUAUGUAAGUAACAGAAAAUUGAUGAUUAUUUUAAUAUCUAUGUUAGCGGUAGACAGCAAGGAGCUAUAGAUGGUUUCAAUGGUGCAUUUAAUUAUAGUUAAUUAAAAAAAUUGUCCAUGUAGCUUUAAAGCCACAUUGAGCAUAAUUAAUCCAAUAUUUUUCAAUACAACGGGAGAGUUGCUCAAGCGAUGGAAAAUUCAGUAAAUUAUUGUCCGUACUUUGCUUCGAGAGGAAGCAAACAUUUCUUUUUAUAAGUAAUUAUAUGCCGGUAAGGAUUAUUUUGUAAUUAUUAUAAUUAUUUUAAUAAAGAACGUACAUUUAAAAUUCAAGUAUUCUGUAAUGUAUGAUUGAAUUCAUUUGAAUAAAAAUAUAUAUUAAAAUGUUGCUAACUA